Molecule: messenger RNA, 1099 nt
Organism: Strongylocentrotus purpuratus (purple sea urchin)
Lineage: Eukaryota; Metazoa; Echinodermata; Echinoidea; Camarodonta; Strongylocentrotidae
Product: rho guanine nucleotide exchange factor 11-like
Exons: 5
Coding region: 20-826 (268 amino acids)
Biological process (GO): G protein-coupled receptor signaling pathway
Cellular component (GO): cytoplasm
Molecular function (GO): G protein-coupled receptor binding; guanyl-nucleotide exchange factor activity
Source: RefSeq, a predicted model, not a curated record
UGGGGAAUCUGGAGAGAAGAUGAAGAGAGUGUGUGCAUCGUUCUGUCAGAACCAGAGUAUAGCCAUGGAGCAUCUCAAGCAGCUCAUCAGGAAGGAGAAAGAGAAGGAGAAGGACAAGAAGGAAGGAUCUGUAUCAAGAUUCAUGGAUGAAGCUGAACGGAACCCACUAUGUAGAAGGCUAUCACUGUCAGGCAUUGUAGCAACAGGAUACCAACGAGUGACAAAUUACCCUCUAUUCAUUGAGAAUCUACUCAAGUACACACCUGCCAAAAGUCCCGAGUACGAGCGACUUGGACGUGCUUUGGAGAAGAGCAAGGAGAUCCUAUCCUAUGUCAACCAAGCAGUCAAGGAAUGUGAGAACCGGUGGCGUCUUAUCGACUACAACACCAGGAUGGACAGAACGCCACUGGACAAGUCCAACAAUCCUCUCGUCAUGGAUUACAAGAACAUCAACCUGACACUACAUAAGAUGAUCCAUGAUGGCGUACUGACGUGGAAAGUCAAUAGGAAUAAAAGUAUAGAGGUACAAGUGCUAUUACUAGAGGAGCUGAUUGUUCUGCUGUCAAAGCAAGAUGAGAAGUUGGUGUUAAAGCUCCAUUCUACGACAAACCAAGCUAGGGAAGAAUUGAAGACCCACAGUCCUAUUAUCAAGCUCAGCACAGUCCUGUGCAGACCGGUGUCCACAAAUAAGAAAGCCUUCUUCCUUGUCAGUACCUCAUCAGCGGCCUGUCCUCAGAUCUACGAGCUCUGCACCAACUCGUCUCAGGAGAGACAGUCCUGGAUGGACGUCAUCCUAUCCACGCAGGAUGUGGAGCGGAAGUCCUAGAUGGGCAUCUUUUUCUCCAUCUCUAAUCACAUCUCUCUUCUCCUCUUAUCCCCAGAUAAGAAAGCCUUCUUCCUUAUCAAUACCUCAUCGGCGGCUGGUCCUCAGAUCUACGAGCUCUGCACCAACACUUCUCAGGAGAGACAGUCCUGGAUUGUUGUCAUCCUCUCCACGCAGGAAGUGCAGCGGAAGCAGGCCAAGGGAUGGCGCCGUAACGCCAAGAUAGCGGCCAACCCCAGACCUCUACCACAAGAACGCCUACCUGUCUAUGAGGAG